AUGAUGGAGGAAGUUCAGCAGCCAGCAAAUAUCAUCCAGGAUAUGGACGGUAGACGUUACAUAGAACUAGGAUAUGACUGCUACGCUGAAUUGGUCGGUGAAAAUGCAGCAGCUGUUGCGGAUGUUUCUGAGGUCGAAAAUCAGCAGACUAAUCCAUCACCAGAAGUCGUAGGUCAUCUCAACGGCGAACUCGAGUUAAUCAAAACUAGACUUGAUGGGAUCGAAACCAAAUUGGAGAAAUUAGUUCUGUUUAUGGCGAACAUCGAUAAAUUAAUGUCAACGAAAAAAUCCGGAUCAACAGCACCUGAGAAAAAAGGAAACCAAGAAUGCUUUUUGGAAUUUGCUGAUCUAUGUCCAGUUCAAGAUGAGAACAGAUUGAAAUUGUUGGAGAAGAACUUGAAUGAUAGCAUGUACACUGACAAGUUAUACCGUUUCUUCCAUACCGAAUACAGUUUGAACGGGAAGUGCGAAGGAUCUCCGUUCUUCAAAACUGUCAUGAGAAGAAUGCUUGUGCCAACUAUUCUUCUACCAUUCUCAUGGAAAGGGUUUUCAAGAAAGGUUCCUGGGCCAGAAUCUACAGCGGAUAACAGAAGCUUCAAGGAAACUUUUCCAGGAUUCGUUGCAUUCAUACAACGCAUUGUAUGUGCUGCUGAUAUUGUACACACUGUGGAGGCCAACGACGCUUGCUUUAGCCGUCAGAAAAAUAUUGAGGUUCAACGAUUUCUGGAAGGUAAGCAAGGUCGGCGGGCAAACUGUACUCGUCAACGAAAGUGUUUUUCGAAGGAUGUUGCAAACCGUGAAGAUUCAGAUUCAACGGCUGGUCUGGAUGAUGUCCCACUUAAAUCUAAUUAG
This is a messenger RNA of Ochlerotatus camptorhynchus, 852 nucleotides long. RefSeq lists its product as uncharacterized. Lineage: Eukaryota; Metazoa; Arthropoda; Insecta; Diptera; Culicidae. The coding region runs from base 1 to 852 and encodes 283 amino acids. The record is from RefSeq and is a predicted model, not a curated record. The transcript has a single exon.